UCCAAUUAUCUUCUUAAUGAGCUUUCUGAACCAUAACAUCUCAUAUUAUCGGCUCUGCUUUGCUCUCUCUCUCUAGACACAAGUUUUAAACUCCUUUUUGGAAAUGCGCGCACCGAACGGCAGCGCGUCCGUGGACGCGGAGGAUGUCCCCAGAGACGAGAGUCUGGCCAAGGUGGAGAUCGCGCUCCUGAGCGUCAUCUUCGUGAGCGCCUCGCUCCUCAACGCCGCCCUGCUGCUGGUCCUCUGGAGACAGCGCAAGCAGAUGUCCCGGAUGCGCAUCUUCGUCUUCCACCUGUGCCUGGCGGACCUGGUGGUCGCGUUUUUCCAGGUGUGCCCGCAGCUCAUCUGGGACAUCACGGACAGAUUCGUGGGGCCGGAUGUAGUGUGCCGCCUCGUGAAGUACCUCCAAGUUCUCGGCAUGUUUUCCUCGACCUACAUGAUCGUAGUGAUGACAGUUGACCGGUACCAGGCCGUCUGCAACCCCAUGGUGAAAUUUCAGCGCGCGCGCACCCGGAUCAACGUCCCCGUGUGCGCCGCGUGGGCUCUCUCCGUGGUGGGCAGCCUGCCGCAGGUGUUCAUCUUCUCUCAAGUGGAGGUUGCGCCCGGAGUGUUUGACUGCUGGGCGGACUUCAUCCAGCCGUGGGGGCUGCAGACUUACGUCACCUGGACCACCCUGGUCAUUUUCAUCCUACCUGUGACCACGGUUGUUAUUUGCCAAGUGCGCAUCUGCAGAGCGAUCCAAAUCAACCUUCACCAAAAAACGCUCAAGCAGGGGAGUAAAGGAGUCUGGCUACCGUCCAGAGCGAGCGGGGCGGCCAGCAUGUCCAAAGCCAGGGUGAAGACGCUGAAGAUCACGGUGGUCAUCGUGCUGGCUUACAUCAUCUGCUGGGCUCCCUUCUUCACUGUCCAGCUCUGGUCCGCGUGGGAUACGCACGCUCCAAAAGAAACUGCGACCUUCACCAUCCUGAUGUUGCUAGCCAGCCUGAACAGCUGCGCGAACCCCUGCAUCUACCUUCUGCUCAGCGGACAGUUCCCCAAGAAGCUUCUGACGCUGCUGUGUCGACGCCACUCCAGCGGCAGGACCCCGGGACACGAGGACCCCACGGUGGUCAGCUCCCUGUACAUGAGCUUCAAAAACAUCUCCGAGUCCAAGUGAGGAGACGGAGAAAAGCACGGAGCUUUACGCGCCACAUUCUGCGUUAAAUAGGAUGAAUCCAUCAAACAUGUGAAGUGAGUCGCACUUCAUGGACCACAGAAUGUGAUGAGGGAGCAAUAAACUAAAGAGCCGGUGCCGACACGCGUGAUUGUUGACUGAAUAAAAACAAGUGUUUAAAUAUGACUUCAAAUGAAAAAAUACAUUUUUAUACAUUACUAUUUAUUUUCCUUUGUAUGUAUAUGGAUUAAUACUA
Messenger RNA from Oryzias melastigma (Indian medaka), 1409 nucleotides. It is a transcript of the gene avpr2b.1, whose product is annotated as vasopressin V1b receptor. Gene Ontology annotation, biological process: positive regulation of vasoconstriction; regulation of systemic arterial blood pressure by vasopressin; G protein-coupled receptor signaling pathway. The record is from RefSeq and is a predicted model, not a curated record. NCBI's taxonomy places the organism in Eukaryota, Metazoa, Chordata, Actinopteri, Beloniformes, Adrianichthyidae. The transcript is spliced from 2 exons. Gene Ontology annotation, cellular component: membrane. Gene Ontology annotation, molecular function: peptide binding; vasopressin receptor activity. The coding region runs from base 104 to 1156 and encodes 350 amino acids.